AUGGAGCGAAUUGGUGCACAUUCACAUAUCCGCGGUCUGGGGCUUGAUGACCGCUUGGAACCCCGCACGAACUCGCAAGGCAUGGUCGGACAGGCCAAGGCGCGAAAAGCUGCGGGCAUGAUCCUCAAAAUGGUGCAGGAAGGACGAAUAGCAGGGCGCGCUAUGCUCUUCGCAGGUCCGCCCUCGACCGGCAAGACUGCCAUUGCACUUGGCAUGGCGCAGACUCUCGGACCAGAUGUGCCGUUUACGAUGAUCGCCGCGAGCGAGGUUUUCUCGUUGUCUAUGUCAAAAACUGAGGCCCUCACUCAGUCCCUCCGGAGAAGUAUUGGUGUGCGAAUCAAGGAGGAGACGGAGCUCAUUGAGGGCGAGGUGGUUGAGAUGCAGAUCGACCGCAGCUUGACGGGAGCGACGAAAACAGGAAAGCUCACGAUCAAGACCACGGACAUGGAAACCGUGUAUGACCUGGGUACCAAAAUGAUAGAUGCUCUUUCGAAAGAGAAGGUGACAGCGGGUGAUGUCAUCUCUAUCGACAAAACUUCUGGCAAAGUCUCUAAGCUUGGUCGGUCAUUUGCACGUUCAAGAGACUAUGAUGCCAUGGGCGCAGACACACGAUUCGUGCAAUGCCCAGAAGGCGAAGUACAAAAGCGCAAAGAAGUGGUGCAUACUGUCUCCUUACACGAAAUUGACGUGAUCAAUAGUCGGACACAAGGCUUCCUUGCUCUCUUCGCUGGUGACACAGGCGAGAUUAAGCCUGAGCUGCGAGACCAAAUCAACACAAAGGUUGCGGAAUGGAGGGAGGAGGGGAAAGCAGAGAUUAUCCCAGGUGUAUGCGUCCCUUUACCUUAUGCAGUGCAGGGCACAAUAGUUAAGCUCACAACCGUAACUCUGUUCACACAGGUCCUAUUUAUCGACGAGGUGCACAUGCUCGACAUCGAGUGUUUUUCCUUCCUCAACCGGGCUCUUGAGAAUGAGCUCUCCCCGCUCGUCAUUAUGGCUUCCAACAGAGGAAUGGCCCGCAUACGCGGAACAAAGUUCCGCAGUCCGCACGGACUUCCAGUCGACCUGCUCGAUCGGGUGCUCAUUGUCAGCACGCAGCCAUAUACACCGGAGGAAAUACAAGAGAUCAUUAAAAUUAGAUGCGAGGAGGAAGACGUCAACUUGGCGGACAAUGCCCUGCAGGUUUUGACCACUAUGGCAGCACAGACUACGCUCCGAUACGCUCUUAACCUCAUCUCGUGUGGGCAGGUUAUUGCUCGAAAACGCAGGUCUGAGCGAGUCGAGGUUGAAGACCUCCGACGCGCAUAUGUUUACUUCAUGGACGAAAAGCGCAGCGUGCAGUGGCUGAAGGAGCAGCAGGGCACUCUGAUGUUCGAGGAGGUUGAAGACGAGGGAGCGAAGAAGGAUGCCAUGGACGAAAGUUGACCUGCCUCCGGCAAUUGAGCGGUGUUUUGUAGUAGUAUUCGACUGCUUGUCUUUUGUUACCAAUAGCUUGUCCUAAUACAGUGCGGCCGGG
Postia placenta MAD-698-R-SB12 is the source of this 1513-nucleotide messenger RNA. RefSeq lists its product as hypothetical. Gene Ontology annotation, molecular function: ATP binding; DNA helicase activity; ATP hydrolysis activity. Gene Ontology annotation, cellular component: NuA4 histone acetyltransferase complex; Ino80 complex; R2TP complex. Gene Ontology annotation, biological process: regulation of transcription by RNA polymerase II; chromatin remodeling; box C/D snoRNP assembly. NCBI's taxonomy places the organism in Eukaryota, Fungi, Basidiomycota, Agaricomycetes, Polyporales, Adustoporiaceae. Bases 1 to 1422 code for a protein of 473 amino acids. The record is from RefSeq and is a predicted model, not a curated record. The transcript is spliced from 7 exons.